UUGUCCCAUCGGGUCCCCGUCUGGGCCGCCACCAACUUUUUCAGAUCUCCUAUUGUGUCGUCUUCGUUGCACUUGACGCGCACCUUCUUUCCAAGACGAUCGUUACAAGUUAUCUCGAUCAUACUUCACGUCAAUUCUUGACAGAGUUUACGCAUGCGCAGGUUGAUGAGUGACGACGGAGGCCUGAAGCUGCCGACGAAGCAGGCUGCUUUUCUGGUGAACGGAAUUGCAACGGAAAUUCUCUUGACUCACUUUGGUGAUCGAAUUUUUAUUGCAGUCACGCAGUUACAGAAGCUGGGAACAAUCAUUCAUGCAGCAUCCGAUAAACCUGUGGAAAUAGAAGGACAUCCAACGUUUACUGUAAAGAUUCUUUUGGGCAAGGAUGAGCCGAUUCUAGAAGUCUAUGCUAGACGCUUAAUGGAUGAAAUAUCAAGAAGCAGUACACCUGAUGUUCCUGUAUUGCUUGCUAUUGCUUUGACAGACCACUCACCAGCCUGUAUACAGCCAGUACUUGACGCAAUUAUUGACAACAAAGUUUGGUAGUAGGUAAACAUUUACGUUAGUCACUGUUUAGCUUUAGAUAGAUGUUGGUCAGAUGUUUGAGUACAUACAAGUAGGGGGCAGUAAGGGUUGUGAGAAAGAGAAAGAAAAAAAUGCUUUCUUUGUGCGUUCUGAA
Molecule: messenger RNA, 676 nt
Organism: Corticium candelabrum
Lineage: Eukaryota; Metazoa; Porifera; Homoscleromorpha; Homosclerophorida; Plakinidae
Product: proteasome assembly chaperone 3-like
Exons: 4
Coding region: 154-543 (129 amino acids)
Biological process (GO): proteasome assembly
Source: RefSeq, a predicted model, not a curated record